GAGACAACUGGUAUGAACAAUUGCGAAGUAAUUACAUUUUAUCUGAUUAAUGGCAGGAUUAAAUGAUACGAUUCUAAGCAUUGGCAUAUGUACGGACGAACCAUAAUGAUAAACGAUAUACGGGAUAGAUCCGACCUGUUUAAUGCAUUAGAAGAGUCGAUCGAUUGCCACAAAUCGCAUGGGGAUCACGAGACAGGAAUAGGUCAGGCAGCCAAAGCCGCGCGCGAUCGCGUCAUUUGUUUCGACUAAGCGCCAUGGAAGACACGAUUUUUGAAGAGGAGACGUGUCGGCCUUUGGAGAUGACUCCGGAGAGGGGAAGUCCCAGUUGCGGGACCGGGGAGGAGGAAAAUAGGGAGCGAAAGACAAAGUUGAACCGAAACAAAUCCAUGGGUAGUUUUAGAAAGUUUUUUAAGAGACAUUCGCGAAGUUUUAGCGAGGAUCACAAAAACAGGGAACGCACGACGACGUUUUCUGCUUCGUCAGCAAAAUCGGACGUCACGAAUGCAUCGUCAUCGGAUGACGUGUUUCAAUUCACAAGCACUGCUGAUGACGUAGGGGAGCAAAAUUCAGCAACAAUGACGUCAGAGCAAAUGACGUCAGAGCCAAGACAUAACACCCUGCCUCGUAGAAGAAACAGUAAAUUAGGGGGAGACGGGGAAAAUCCUAAGUCAGGAGCAAGAUUAUGGCAGAAAGCCAGAGAACGAAUGUUCACGCUUGGAUCGUUCAGCUUCAGCAGACAGUUAUCUCCCAGUGGGUCGACGCCAGAAAACGGAUGUUUCGCGUCGGAAGCCAAGGUUGACAGCGUGUAUCAGGUUCUGAAGGAAGGAUUAGUUUUACGUUCAACAACAGUGAGUCCUGGGUGUUCACUCAACCGUAACCAGUCCAUCGACUCGACUACGUCAUAUCCGGGUUCGGAAAACGGGAAACCUUCUGCGGGGAACAGCCCAAUAAUGAACAAUAAAUUCAAGAAGCCACAGUUGGGUGAAAUCUGCCAAACAUCAGCAGAUGAAAGAGUGACGUCACCUGCCACGAGGUCGAAUUGUUCUGGUGAUUGUGUUUCGCCUAUCUCAGAUCAAAGGCCAGACAAGAGGAGACAGAAUGACCGAAACGAGACAGGAGAAUACACCAUGGUCGCCCUACACAAGUUCGAUGCUCAACAAAAAGAUGAUUUAUCAUUAAAACCAGGUGACGUCAUCACAGUAACAGACGACCGCGACGAAGCUUGGUUGAUCGGGUCACGUGAUGGUAAAAGCGGUUUCUUCCCCACCAACUUUGCAAUGAUAAUAAACGCUGGGGAAAGUAUAUGUUCUUGUGUACGAUCAAGUUAUAUAAUGGAUAUCAAUAAUAAAGAGGUUCAACUGAAAAAGAACCAGAUCGUGGUAGUGGUGAACGACGCCCAAGUUCCCGACCACAACUUCUUAUACACAAGGAUUCCUAACGUGGAGGGUUAUGUAAGAAAAGAAGAUCUAAAGCCACUGUGACGUCAUACAGCCGUGUGAAGGUAGUUUAUUCGUGACAAUUAUCAGCGCCACAGACACGGUAGUGCAAACGCUUGUGACGUCACAAAGCCCGCGAGAGAACAGCUGCGCUUCUUUCGCCACAUCAAACUUACGAGGUUCGUUUGCAGAACAAGCUUCCGUGACGUCACCGGAUCCGAUUUGUGUUCCUAGCACACUUUGUUGCGCAACAAUUAUCAUUGUUACAAAGGAAAAAUGCUCUUUGUUCGUUAAGAGCGUUUUGUGACUAUUAUAGUACUAUGGGAUAAGAUGGAUACAGUUAGCACAUAAUAUCCCAUAUUUUCUAAUUGUGUUUUAACAAUUACCAAUGCUCUCUUUUAGAGUCGUGGGGAUACGAUUUUAUAAUUCUUUGUUUAUUAGCAAAUGGGACUAUAAAAAAGAAUAAAAAAUGUACCAUCUUACCCCAGCCUACUAUAAUGCAAAUGUUCCUUCAUGCAAAAGACAAUAAACCCACGGGAAAUUAAUAUCUUCAAAUUAACUACGAUAUCUAUGUUUAUCUUACAAAGCGAGAUAUAAAACUAAACAAAACUAAUAUUAACCGUCAACAAAUUGAAGACAUUUUCGUUAAAUUGAAAAGAAUUGAAAAUGCGGGAAUUACAAAGUUGCUUAGCUCAUAAUAUCACUCAAUUGUGAUGGAAACAUAAGCGUUAAUGACAUCACAAUAGUGACUAUGAGGUUAAACUGGUAAACGAAGGAAUAGUUAUUACGUCACCCUAUAAAUAUAUCACGUGUGUGUUAUUGCGUUUGUGACGCAAUAAUAGAAUUGUUAUCUUGUUUCUUUUAUCUACUUCUUUUAUUCUUUCUUCUGUUUUUUCCCUUCUGUGGCGAAUUCUACACAAAAUCGCAAAAUAAACGAAAAGAAAACAUGUUA
Messenger RNA from Ciona intestinalis (vase tunicate), 2388 nucleotides. NCBI's taxonomy places the organism in Eukaryota, Metazoa, Chordata, Ascidiacea, Phlebobranchia, Cionidae. The record is from RefSeq and is a predicted model, not a curated record.